AUGUCUUCUACUCAACUUGAAAAAGUUAUUGGCUGUACAGCUUGUUCACGUUCCCUUGCAGUAAACCCAACUUCAGGACUGAUAUGUUAUCCUGCUGGUUCAGCUAUUGUAAUAACAGAUCCAUACAGCCAAUCUAAAAUUAAUCUGUUAUCGCCUGGAAGGUGUCAUUUGACUUGUCUUGCUUGGUCGCCUUGUGGUCAAUACAUUGCAACUGGAGAGUUUGGCACAGAUCCAAAAGUUAGAAUAUGGGCACCUACAAAAUGCAGCAGCGAACCUGAGUGUGAAUUGAGUUGGCAUAGACUUGGGAUAAGCUGUGUGGGUUUUUCGAGUGAUUCUGAAUUGCUCGUUUCUGUUGGAAAUAAUCAUGACAAACAAAUAAUUGUGUGGGAAUGGAAGACUAAAAGAAAAUUGGCUGAAAGUCGUUUAACUUGUCAGGUGAAUGCUAUGGCUCAAUCUGCUAAUGGGAAAAUGUUUGUUACUGUUGGUGUUAGACACGUUAAAUUUUGGUAUCUUGAACGUAAUGGGGAUAACAACAAUUCUGUCUUGCUUCAAGGUCGGUCAGCAAUUCUUUCUGAACAACGGAACAAUACCUUUAUUGCUUGUUGUUGUUUACCUCCCCAACGAACUUUUGUUUUAACUUUAACGAGGCUUUUGAUUGAAUUUGUUGAUAAAAAACUUGUCAGUUUAUACCAAAUGGGUGAAGAAGUGCCUUUAGCUUUGUCUUGUUUUUCAAAUUUUAUUUUUAUUGGAUUUUGGAAUGGAAUGAUUAGAAUAAUUGAUUCGGCAAGUAUGGAAUUAAUAAUGGAAUUACCCAAACCUUUACCUCUACAAAAGUAUUCGGCAGAAUUUGAGAGAGCAAUAAAUGCGUCUACGCCUGAUGAAGAGCUUAAGUAUCCAGAUGUACAUUCUUUAGUAUUCCAUUCUGCUUCGGGUGUUUUAAGUGCCUUAUAUAGUGACCGCUCCCUUUACCAUUGGCAAUUACAUUUGUCUGUUACAGAAGGAGGAAAACAACAACAGGAAGAGUCAUUAAUCCAUCAAGUAGUUAAACUAAGUUCUCAGCAUUUCCAUGUUGGUCCAAUUUUUGAUUUGGAAACUUGUGAUUCACCAUUAAUUCAAGGUUCAGACGAUUUUUUCCUAACAGCGGGAGCUGAUGAAACUGUUCGGUUUUGGUCUUUGUCUUCUUCUCAACCAACAAAUAAUUCCUCCUCUUCACCUUUACUAACUCCUGAAUUGAAAAGAGUGCUCUUUUUAAGUUCAGAAAGUGGAUUAUUAACUGAACAACUUGAUAAAAAUUUUGGAGGUCUCCUUUCUGACUCAUUAGAAUCUACAACGGGUGUGCGCUGUCUUCGUCUCUCUCCUAAUAAUGAACAUUUGGCUUGUGGUCGUAAAAAUGGCAAUAUAAGUAUUUUUGAUUUACGCUCACCUAAUUGCUCUAUACUUGUUGAAUUUGAAGCUCAUGAAGGAGAAGUUCUUUGUCUAGAUUAUAACAACCACUCAACCAAAGAAAAUUUUGAAAAAAUUGGUCAAUUCCUUGCUUCUGCUAGUAGAGAUUGCCUUAUUCACAUUUUUGAUGUUGAACAAAAUUAUGCUCAUUUAUUAACUUUGGAUGAACAUAGAGGGCCUGUAAUUACUUUGAAGUUUAUCAAACCUGAAGAGGAUUCUCAACUUUUACUAAUAAGUUUUGGUGGAGACCAAUUAUUAAUUACUCGAGAAAUAUUUUUUAAUACAACAACAACAAUAAAACAUCUUUCAACAAAUAUAUUAGUUCAAAUAGAUAAAUGGCCAAAUGAAAAAAUUCCAAAUUGUGUGGCUAUAAGUAAAAAUAAAAAUAUUUUAAUUGGAUGUCAAAAUAGGUCAUUGUGUGAAAUUAAUUGUAAAACUGGUCAAUUACUACGUACUUUUGAUAAAGAAAAAAUUUUUGGAAAAAAUUUGGAAGAAGAAGAAGAAUUUGGGGGAGGAAUUAGAAUUACAAAGAUUUGUGUAGACCCUUCUGGUACUUUAGCAGCAAUCCUUUGUUCUGAUAGAAGUGUUCACCUUUUUGAUUUACUUGAAGAAAAAGAGUGUGGAGAAGAGGAUGGUGUUGAUGAUGAUAGCAACAGCAACAGAUGUGGCGUUAUUGGCCUUCCAUCAGAUUGUGUCACCGGACUUGCCUUUUUGCCUGACUGCAGUGGUUGUAUUGCUAUUUGGCGUUUACCUACAACUCUACAAAAACGAAUUCCUCCCAAAAUUUCUUUAGCUUGUGAACGAGAGUGA
This is a messenger RNA of Meloidogyne enterolobii, 2253 nucleotides long. NCBI's taxonomy places the organism in Eukaryota, Metazoa, Nematoda, Chromadorea, Rhabditida, Meloidogynidae. The record is from the annotation of a GenBank genome assembly.